GCCAGUGCCAUAUAGUAUGCAGCAACCGGAGGAGUCACGUUGGGGGAACGGCAGAAAGCAGCUAUCCGUUUACACUACUUUGCUCAAGCAGCUAUCUUAAUGAUCGCGAGCGCGGCGGACAUCAAGCAGGAGAAUGGGAUGGAAAGCGCCUCGGAAGGGCAGGAGGCGCAGCGCGAGGUGGCGGGAGGCGCGGCGGCAGGGCUGAGCCCCCCGACUCCAGCCCCGUUCCCUCUGGAGCCGGGGGAAGCCGCGGCCGGGGCGGGCCGCGAGGAAGGGGCGGCGGCAGAGCCGGUCCCACUCCACUCGGAACUUCUGGGCGGGCACCGCGCCGCCGCCGCCGCGCAGCCCCCGCUGGCCUUCUCGCCGGACCACGUCGCCUGCGUGUGCGAGGCGCUGCAGCAGGGGGGCAACCUGGACCGCCUGGCCCGGUUCCUGUGGUCCCUGCCCCAGAGCGACCUGCUACGUGGCAACGAGAGCCUGCUGAAGGCGCGGGCGCUCGUGGCCUUCCACCAGGGCAUCUACCCGGAGCUGUACAGCAUCCUCGAGAGCCACAGCUUCGAAUCGGCCAACCACCCGCUGCUGCAGCAGCUCUGGUACAAGGCGCGCUACACCGAGGCCGAGCGCGCGCGCGGCCGGCCGCUAGGCGCCGUGGACAAGUACCGGCUGCGCAGGAAAUUCCCGCUGCCCCGCACCAUCUGGGACGGCGAGGAGACGGUGUAUUGUUUCAAGGAGAAGUCGCGCAACGCGCUCAAGGAGCUCUACAAGCAGAAUCGCUACCCUUCGCCUGCCGAGAAGCGGCACCUGGCCAAGAUCACCGGGCUGUCCCUCACCCAGGUCAGCAACUGGUUCAAGAACCGCCGGCAGCGCGACCGGAACCCCUCGGAGACCCAGUCCAAAAGUGAGUCAGAUGGCAAUCCCAGCACUGAAGAUGAAUCCAGCAAGGGACAUGAGGAUUUGUCUCCUCACCCACUCUCAGGUUCAUCUGACGGUGUCACCAACCUCAGCCUUUCCAGUCACAUGGAGCCAGUGUAUAUGCAGCAAAUUGGAAAUACUAAGAUACCAUUAAGCUCUUCUGGAGUUUUGUUGAAUGGAAGCUUGGUACCUGCAAGUACUUCACCUGUCUUCCUUAAUGGUAAUUCUUUUAUUCAGGGACCCAAUGGAGUUAUCCUUAAUGGAUUAAAUGUGGGAAAUGCGCAGACAGUGUCACUGAAUUCACCAAAAAUGUCUUCCAACAUUGUGAGCAAUGGUAUAGCCAUGACUGACAUACUGGGGUCUACUUCCCAGGAUGUGAAGGAAUUCAAAGUCCUCCAGAGUUCUGCUGCUAACUCAGCAGCCACCACCUCCUACAGCCCCAGUGUGUCGUUCCCAGGGCUGAUAACCAGCACUGAGGUGAAAAGAGAAGGCAUUCAAACAGUGGCUUCCCAGGACGGAGGCUCUGUAGUGACUUUUACUACACCAGUGCAAAUUAACCAGUAUGGCAUUGUCCAGAUCCCUAAUUCCGGAGCAAACAGCCAGAUCCUUAAUGGGAGCAUUGGAUUCUCUCCACUGCAGCUGCCUCCUGUGUCAGUGGCAGCGUCACAAGGUAAUAUUUCAGUAAAUUCAAGCACUUCAGAUGGGAGCAUAUUUACAAGUGAGUCUGCCACAAUUCAGCAAGGAAAGGUUUACUUGAGCUCUCUUGCUCCCAGUGCAGUGGUAUACACUGUUCCUAAUUCAGGCCAGACUGUAGGAUCUGUGAAACAGGAAGGCUUGGAAAGGAGCCUGGUAUUUUCUCAGUUGAUGCCUGUCAAUCACAAUGCACAAGUAAAUGCAAACCUGUCUUCUGAAAAUGUCCCGGGGAGUGGCCUUCAUCCACUGGCCCCCUCGCUAGUUAAUGUAUCCCCAACUCACAAUUUUUCCCUGACUCCCCCUACUCUACUAAAUCCCACCGAGCUAAAUCAUGACCUUGGUGAUAGCCAGCCAAUGUCUGCACCUGUGGCAAGCAAAUCUACCGUGACCUCUGUCAGCAACACUAACUAUGCCACACUUCAGAACUGCUCCCUUCUUACUGGUCAGGACCUUUUGUCAGUCCCGUUGCCUCAGGCUGCCCUUGGGGAAAUAGUGCCUACAGUUGAAGACCAGGUAGGUCAUGCCAGCCCAGCAGUUCACCAGGAUUUUGUCAGAGAACACCGACUGGUUCUGCAGUCUGUAGCUAACUUAAAGGAGAACUUCUUACAGAAUUCUGAGAGCAAAGCAACAAGCAGCCUAAUGAUGCUGGACUCCAAAUCUAAGUAUGUCCUAGAUGGCAUGGUUGAGACAGUCUGUGAAGACCUGGAAACAGAUAAAAAAGAGCUUGCCAAGCUCCAAACUGUCCAGUUGGAUGAAGAUAUGCAAGACUUAUAAACUUUUAUUUCCUACACUCCCUUCCCUACUUUCUUUUGGCAUCAGCAGCAGAUCUUUUCGUGUGCCCCCGAAAGACAUAAAGCAUUUUCCCACUUAAAAGAAAACACUGCUUUUUUAAGUCAGUGCAUUCAAGAGACUUUGAAUCGAUCUGCAUGAAGAUCACAGUUGAAUACACACUAGUAGAACUGCAUUGUUGCAGCCUUUUUGUUCGUGUAUGUUUUCUUUUAAAUGGAGGCAAAGGAACAAGAUGAAAUGUAUCAAGUCAAAGAAUAUCUAGUUGGCAAUAUAAUUCUAAGGUCAAAAUGGAACUUGAUAAAUUUUUUAAUUAAAAAUUACACAUCUAACAAAAAUAUAGCUGCAGAUGGUUAGAAACAAUGCAAUUGUUUUUGUUUACUUUGAUUAUAUGGGCAUUGAUAAGAUUAAGAAACAGAAAUGGUACUCCAAACUAUUGUAAGGGUGUAUUUUUUGAAGUUAAGUAGCUUAAUAUAUAUAUAUAUAUAUAUAUAUGUAUGUGUAUAUGCAUACAGACACAUUUAUCUUUUUCAGCAUUUUUGAGAAAGUCUUGGUUAAAGUCUGUGCACAUUUCCAGAUGUGGUUGCUAGCAGUUCAAGGUAGCUGAGAAAGUUUGAAACUCCACUAAAAACUGAAACUUCAGUGUGAAUGUAAAUAUAUCAGUACUAUAAGCAAGAUUUGAGUAAGUACAGUGAAUUUUAUUUAUACCGUGUAUUUUUCUCUUAUACUUCAGGCGCUAUGAACUAAAAAGAAAAAUGUUUUCUUACUGUUUAAUUUAUUUUUAUUGUUUGAACAGGAAGUGAACAUUGUUUCCAAUAAAGUUUUACUUUUUGUAGGAUUUUAAAAGCAGUGACUUUUAUCAGGAGUCUAUUACAGUCAUUAUUAAUAACACUGAAACAGGAAUUCUAAAUCCCAGUAUUGGAAUUUUGGUACUUCUUUUCACAUCUUUAUUCUUUAUUUAGCAACUCUGUUUCUUUUAAAUAUGUUUUAUAUAGACUUCUAUGUGCCUUUUUAACUUGUGGCCUUUUUAUUAGUGGUAAGAUACAUAAGUGUCAACAGAAGCACUGAUUGUUCUUUUCUACUAUAUAACAGGGUUAAUUUCACCACAGAAUCACAUUAAGUCUGAAGAACUUAAGUUUCACUAAAUAUUAUGUAUAAUGUUUGUCAUGCAAAUGGAUAAACAACUAAUUAUUACUGAUGUUUUUCAUUAUAAUGAAAAUAACAGCAAUUAGAUUACAGAAAACCAUAUAAAAUCAAUUCUCCAGGCUAUGAAAACAGCCAUUUUAAAGUAAAGAACAAAUGUAUAUAUUCUGUUGAGCAGAAUUCUGUCCUGUUGGAACUUCAUUCUCAGUGUUUUGAAUUGCUUGAUAUACUAUGACACAUGAUUGUUGUUUGCACUCUAUGAUCAUGUCUUCUUUAAAAACAAAUCAUUUGGGUUUCUGUAAGAAGUUUGUUGGAUAAUGUUGUGAAUUAUGUUUAUAGUUACUAUCAGGACUCUGAAAUGCAUACAUUUAUGUAGUGAGUAAAGUUAUUUUCUGGUGUCUGAAAAGCCAGAAAAGUGAGAAAAUGGUAUGUUCAGAGAUGACUUAAAGUUGUUAAACAUGAAAAUGUUGCAUCUUACUUUAAGAUGAGAACAAAGGGUCCAUUCUAUAUCUCUACAUGUCCUUCAGCUGAACGUGUUGAACAAAGGCUACCGAGUACUUAAUUUUUGCUGUUAUUGCAGGUAGAACUUGAAGGCACAAAUAAAGAGCCCUAUGAAGAAUCCCUACCCCAUUAUUUUGAUAAAGAACUUACAUCCACUUUUUAUGGAAUUGGUGAAUGUUCCUAAACUGCUGAAACUACAUGGUUUUUGUUUUGUUUUGUUUUGUUUUGUUUGUUUUGACAGAGUCAGGUGUUUUGGAGUUCUCUUCCAUUCUACAAUACUUAUACAGUAGCUUGUUUGUUCUUUGGCUAUGUGCUGAUCAUGUUACCAAGGUUAAUUACAUGAUUCUGUAGUUUACAUAAAAAUGAUGUUUUCCACUUGAUUGCUGCGGAUAUCAAGAGUUUAUUAAUUAUUUUAAAAUACCCAUCCAGUAGGGAGAUGGGAAGGUUUGAAGAGUUAUAUAUGUUACAUAUAUAACUGGGAAAGUUUUAUAUGUCUUCCAAAAAUAUAAUAAACCCUCUCUUUUAUUUAGAGUUCUUCCUCAGUUCUCCCAUGUGAAAAAAAGAAUAGCACAAAAACCUCAGAUUUACAUAGGAACCCCAUUUAUAUUCCCAACAUAGUGUAAUUAUAACCUUACGAUUACUCCAGGUAGCUACACAAUGUACCAGGUAAGAAUCAAUGCACAUUAGAAAGAACUUACUGUUCUUUUCUUUCAGUAAAAUAAAGGCCAGUUGGUAUGUAGCCCAAGUAUAUGUGAAUGGAAUAAUAUAAACCCCAUGAUCUCCUUGCACAGAAUUGCAAAUGUAAUUUUGCAAUGCCAAGGGCCAGACCCAGAACCCUUGGAGUUCAUGUGGCAGAAUAUCCUUCUUAACAUAAACCAAUGCUUGAAAAUGCUGCAAAUGACCCUCUAAUGAUGCCUGAAGGGCAAUCAGAAUGGGGUAAAGAAUUCCCUUCACACCCCAACUCCUGCUACUGGCUGUGGGACUUUUUGGUGUGAGCCUAUGUAUGCACUCUGUCAGCCAGAGUUUGACAUUUAGCUCUUAGUUACAUCCAGUAAAGGACAGACUCUUGUUUGAAGAGAAGGUGCAUUUGUUCCUCGAGCAAGCAAGAGCCAGCUGUGUUGUACUGCAUUAUAUCUCAUGUAUAUUUGUACUAAAGACUCUGAAUUAUACACGUUUCAGUGCCUUUCAGGUGUUGUGAAAGGCAGGUAGAUGUUAUAGCCAUAGAUUUUUUAAAAUCUAGUGUAAUUGCACACUGACCUUAAAUUUCCCUGUAUGUGCCCUUAUAUCAUGCAUGUUAACAGUCAGAUUGUUGGGCAUGUGUAGCAGCCUUCCCUGCUACGUCCUAGACAAGUGUGCAUUAGUGCAUAGCCACAAGUUCUUCAUUCUUUAAAAUGUUUUAGCAGAUCAUCUCAUAUAAAAAAUAAUUCAGGAAAGCUGUGGGGGAAAGAAUUAUAUUUUACAAAUGAUGUUUCAAAGUCUUCCUAAAACUUAGAUAAUAGAGCCUAACAGUUAUUUUGAAUCUUAUUAGUAUAUUUCAAGUUAAGUAAAUAUUACCACCAUAAAUUUUAUUAUAUCAAAUUGCAUAGCAUGUGACUCUUGGCUUUCAGGGUUCUCAAAAACUAUUCUUUCAUUGCAUGUACUGUAUGUUUAGAGGCAACCAGUUAUACACUCAAUAUGGUUUUACUGUGCCUUACACAAAGAGAAAUUUUAUCCAGAAUGUAUAUCAUGGGGUGGGGAACAGAGUCUUUACUGCACUGUUAGGUGAUGGCACACAGCAUGUCCCAGAACAUUUCUGUGCUUAAUUACCCAACCAAAGAGAUCUAAAGUAUGUAUGUUGUACUGUAAUGGGGGUUUAUGCCUGGACAAUUAAGUGUUUUAUUUGUUUUCUGAAAUGAUGUGAACUUAUUUUUCUAAACACUAUGCUAAAUAAACUUUAUA
This is a messenger RNA of Heterocephalus glaber (naked mole-rat), 5973 nucleotides long. RefSeq names its product SIX homeobox 4 (gene Six4). Gene Ontology annotation, cellular component: transcription regulator complex; nucleus. Gene Ontology annotation, molecular function: RNA polymerase II cis-regulatory region sequence-specific DNA binding; DNA-binding transcription factor activity, RNA polymerase II-specific. Lineage: Eukaryota; Metazoa; Chordata; Mammalia; Rodentia; Bathyergidae. The record is from RefSeq and is a predicted model, not a curated record. Gene Ontology annotation, biological process: regulation of transcription by RNA polymerase II.